Molecule: messenger RNA, 3467 nt
Organism: Labrus bergylta (ballan wrasse)
Lineage: Eukaryota; Metazoa; Chordata; Actinopteri; Labriformes; Labridae
Gene: rab3ab
Product: RAB3A, member RAS oncogene family, b
Biological process (GO): calcium-ion regulated exocytosis; axonogenesis; regulation of exocytosis
Cellular component (GO): synaptic vesicle; plasma membrane; synaptic vesicle membrane
Molecular function (GO): myosin V binding; GTP binding; GTPase activity
Source: RefSeq, a predicted model, not a curated record
GAUCGCCGGAUGCUGUGUCGCAUAACCUGUCUGACUUCACAGGUGUGGUUGUUUCUGCGGGUGCUGGACGCGGUGGAUAGCAGCAGGAUUGAAAUCUAUAAAGAUGGCUUCAGCAACAGCGACCUACGGGCAGAAGGAGUCCUCGGAUCAAAACUUUGACUACAUGUUCAAGAUCCUCAUCAUCGGCAACAGCAGCGUGGGAAAAACCUCCUUCUUGUUCCGCUAUGCCGACGACUCCUUCACGCCGGCCUUCGUCAGUACAGUGGGCAUAGACUUUAAGGUUAAGACCAUCUACAGGAACGACAAGAGGAUCAAAUUACAGAUCUGGGACACGGCAGGUCAGGAGCGUUACCGCACUAUCACCACGGCCUACUACAGAGGAGCCAUGGGCUUCAUCCUCAUGUACGACAUCACCAACGAGGAGUCCUUCAAUGCCGUCCAGGACUGGUCCACUCAGAUAAAGACAUACUCGUGGGACAACGCCCAGGUGCUGCUGGUCGGAAACAAGUGUGACAUGGAUGACGAGCGAGUGGUGAACGGAGACAGAGGCCGGCAGCUGUCUGAACACCUCGGUUUUGAAUUCUUUGAGGCCAGCGCCAAAGACAACAUCAACGUGAAGCAGACCUUUGAGCGCCUGGUUGACAUCAUCUGUGAAAAGAUGUCUGAGAGCCUUGACGCCGGAGAUCCCGCUGUCACAGGGGCCAAACAGGGGCCCCAGCUGACAGAGCAGCCUACUCCUCCUCGCCAGGACUGUGCAUGUUAAAGCUGAUCCCCCCCCCCCCCCCUAAAAAAAUCCUUUUGUCCCUUUUCCUCUUUUUUCAUCCUUCUGCUGGACCCCUGGGGCCUUGGGUCCAUCCUCCAUCACACUUCUUGCUCACUAUCCUGCUACCUUCUGUUCAUUAGUAAGGAUCAUUGGCUGCGGGGCACAAGACCCAGGAUGUAAAGAGUCUGAAAUGCUCUGAGAUAUCCCUGGAACAGUUCUUGAACUGUGUUUUGUUAAUAAGAAAGUUGAAAGGUGUCUUGUCUGAUGCCAAAGCUAGUUCAAUUAAACCAGAGUGUUUCAGACUCUAUGCAGCCCCUGGUUUUUGAAGGCCUUGUUCUGUUGUCUCUCUGGUCCUCAGUGUGGUUUGACAAGAAGGAUUUGACGGCGUCCAAGUGCCAUUUAAAUCCUUCCGAUGUUUACAAUACUUUGUUUCAUGUCAAAUGUCUUGAAAAGAUGUCAGCCUCAGUUUAUUGUGUCCAACAGAGCCGCAGGGGUUUCAGUUUCCUGUUCAAUUCUGGAUACACGCAGCAUCUAUCAUACAUAGAUCUGUGUUUCAUUUGUUGUCUCACCUGGUAUCUAAACAUAGAACAUUGUGUUUUAUUUUCUUAACCCAUCUCAGCGAUUUAUUUUGUCUUUUUAUGUUUUUACAUUUCUUUUUUAUAUACUAGUGCCCCAUUUAUUCUUUUCAUACAUUAAACACUGGUUAGGGGAAAUAUGAACAAGACAGAGCUAGGUUUAAAAAAAGCAAAAAACUAAGAGACACAUUUUAUUUAAUUAUAUUUAUUUCAAAUGUACGUAUAAAUGUUGUGCAAUAUAUAUAUAUAAUAUCUACAGGUAUGCAUAUCUGGAAAUGAAUUUGAAAAGGAAUGAAGUUCUAUGUGGAGAGUGAAAAGUAAAGAGGUAUGUGAUGCAAAGUCAGUAACCUCCUACUGAGGGGGGGAAGCAGUGGAGUGACCCUUAAAGUCUGUAUAACAAGUCGUAAGGUCACCCUAAAAAUCCAAUAAACUAAAAGGAAAGAUUUUAAAGAGGCUCUAAUAUGAUGGUUAAGUCCAAAUGUAAGCAAGGAUUUUUUUUGUGCAACACACGUGUAGUUUUGAUGCCAACAAUGCUACAUGUAAAUAUUAUAGUAUUAUACAGUUGGCAGAGGAAAUCCUACAGGUGUGUGCUUUUGUCUGAGCUGGAUGAACGCAAAGUCUUGAGGUUGAAUUAUGUUGUUGUAACAACUCGCAAUAUAUGACUUCACACUCCAACGCAGAAAACUUUUAGUCCUGCAGAAAUUAUCAUUCAAACAGAUGUUCAAUCUCCUACAAUGAGGAUACAUGUUGCUUUUUUAGACAAUUUCUAUGGUAGAUUGUCUUUUUCUGAUAGUUUGAGCCCUAGUUAAAGUAAACAUCAGGACAGAUGUAAAAAACUGAAGAGAACAAGUCAUUAAAAACCCAUGUUGAUUGAGACACACCCUCCUUUAUCUACGCUGCUUUCUAUCUGGUUUGCAGUAUUUAGAAUCAAAUCUUUGGAGUGCAAAUCAAAUCAUCUACCCCUCAUGAGUUUCAUGCACAUUUGAUGGAACUGGAAAGACUGGAGUGCAGUAAUGUUCGCCUCUUAACCUGAGAGAAUAUGCAAGAUCAAGCUACACUCUCUCGCUCUGUGAUUUAAUGUUCACAUGUUUUGUGGCAGUAACACCCAAUCAUCAGACCUCCUCAGAGACAGAAUAAUAGAUUAUGAUGUCGUCUGCCAUGCUCAGUCUUUGGGUGACAUGUGGAAAAGUCAUUUGGUUUCUGUUGAGGUUCUCACUAUAGUUUUUAAUCCUUUGCAGGUUAACAUUGAAGUUUGUUUUGUUGUGUUUUUUGUUCCAGCACUGUGUACUCCGCUUUUUUUUCCCCACCUCACCAAGGACUUCUGUAGAAACAGCUCACUGAUUUGGCUGUAGGAAUGCAAAUUUCUAAAAGUUAAAAAUUAUUAUACAAUAAGUGCUGCUUGGUGGACCAGAGUGAUUCGGAAAAAAAUGAAGUGAUCCCAGCAAAUCUGGCUUUAAUUUCGAGAGUAACUGCUACACAAAUUUACUAUCAGCAAGUGAGACCACAGACGAGCCACUGACUGUUCAAAUCAGAAAACGAGUCCCUAAUCAAGGUGGGAAUGUUCUUUAAUGGGGAGUGAUGAUCGUGACGAACCUGUGAGACAGUUUUGAUCCUGCGUUUAUAUUUCACUUCUCACUGGUUGUGACUGUUUCUUUUCCAGUAAAAUCCAAACUUUGAAACUGUUCUCCUUUCUAAAACGUCUUCCUCUCAAUAUAAACCAGAUCUGUAAAUACUGUAUCUUUGAGUCAUGUGUGUGGAUUGUGUUGUAUUGACUCAGGCUUGCAAGAGAAAAAAAAAAAAAAAGCAGUAAAAAAAAAGAGACGGUUAAUCCCAAAAAGGAGCCAUGUUGUUCUGUAUCAGCAUUCAUUUCUAGGCCUGCUUGUGAAUGAAUGUGUCACUCUGUUACGAAGCAAUACACACUACAGUAACUACACACAAAAAAACAAAUGCCAUCAUGCUUGGUAGAGGUUGCCGACAUUAGAUCUACUACUAGCACGCAGAAACAUGUUGGUCUGGUAUCACUGCCUCUACAAAUCCUGCUCAGUUUGGGCCAUAAAGAUGAGAGAAUAUGCUGUGGAUGUUUUUAUCUGUACUUUGUGGUAAGACAAUAAAAAGUUACUAUCAGUUAA